AUGGCUCCCCGCAGUUUUACGCAGGUUGCCAGGCUACUUGCCAUCGCAGCUACUCAACUUUCUUUUGCCCAUUCCUUUGUUAAUAAUAACACUCAUUCACUUGCUCAAAACAAUACACACCUUAAUGAAACCCAUGCGCAGAAUAGCGUGUCUAAGACGAGUGCCAGCCGCUUGGGACUCCAGGGGCUGGAUGCGGCUGCCGCAGACAAACCUGGUCAGGAUGACCACACGUGUGGCCCCGAUCGCCCUUGCAAGAACAAGGCAUGCUGUGGCAAGUCUGGCUGGUGUGGCUACAGUCCAGAUUUCUGCGGCACGGGCUGUCAGUCCAACUGUGAUGCCAAGGCAGAGUGUGGACUGUAUGCCUCGCCUCAGGGCAAAACCUGCCCCCUCAACGUCUGUUGCUCCGAGUUUGGCUUUUGCGGUACCACCGCCGAGUUUUGCGCUCCUGGUUGUCAAUCCAACUGCAACCAGCCCAAGCCCCCGGGCGGCUCGGGUAACGAUGUGCGAACUCGCGUAAUCGGUUACUGGGAAAGUUGGAACUCACAGCAUCCGUGUGGACGGAUGGGCCUUGACGAGAUCCCCGUCGAAUUACUGACUCAUCUCAACGUUGCCUUCGGAUACAUCAGUGAAGAUUUUCGAAUCACCAACAUGGACGGUAUUAGUGAUGAUCUAUAUCGUAACAUGGGCAAUGUCAAGGCUCGCAAUCCCGCACUGAAAAUCUCGAUUGCAUUAGGCGGAUGGACCUUUAAUGAUCCUGGUCCCUGGCAAAACCGAUUUUCGCAAGUUGUCGCGACCGAGAAUAGCCGAGCUACAUUCAUUAAAAACCUUUUGGGAUUUUUGUCGGAGUAUGGCUAUGACGGUGUCGAUUUCGGCUAG
Akanthomyces muscarius is the source of this 876-nucleotide messenger RNA. RefSeq lists its product as uncharacterized. The record is from RefSeq and is a predicted model, not a curated record. Gene Ontology annotation, biological process: carbohydrate metabolic process. NCBI's taxonomy places the organism in Eukaryota, Fungi, Ascomycota, Sordariomycetes, Hypocreales, Cordycipitaceae. The transcript is spliced from 2 exons. Bases 1 to 876 code for a protein of 291 amino acids. Gene Ontology annotation, molecular function: chitin binding.